Molecule: messenger RNA, 2339 nt
Organism: Colletes gigas
Lineage: Eukaryota; Metazoa; Arthropoda; Insecta; Hymenoptera; Colletidae
Product: heparanase-like
Exons: 6
Coding region: 707-2302 (531 amino acids)
Cellular component (GO): membrane; extracellular matrix
Molecular function (GO): hydrolase activity, acting on glycosyl bonds
Source: RefSeq, a predicted model, not a curated record
GCGUAGAUUCAAUAUCUGGACAAAUUUCGUCGAGAGGUAUUGAUAAUGCUUUCAAAUACAUGUAUAAAUAGAAUUAUUUACUGAAAAAUUAAAGUCUAUUAUAUAAAAUACGUAAACCAGGCAUAUCUGUUUUAUAUAAUUAUUACAGUUCUUAAACAGGAAAGAUACAGAUUUGGCGUAGAACAAUUGCAACCUGGAUGUAGCGUUAUAAAGAAAAAGUAUGCUCAUAAAAAAAUACCUUCCUUUCCGAUUCACGACCAAAAUGUUUACUCAAAUUGUAAGAACUCGAUACGCGAAUAUGCACGAAAACGUAAUUCUUUUGUAGCAAAUAAAAAGGUUCAACGAAAAAAUUAUUCGACAUCAUCCUCGGGAAACGGCUCUUAAAAAUACUGAUUCAUUUUUUUAAAAACCAUUCGAAGAGUAAAUGUACCGAUUAUAAUAAAUUACAUGUUCUUAAUAUUUUAUAAAUCUUACACAAAUCUUACUUGCUUAAUAAAAUUAGUAAUGUUUUAUACGAAUAUGUGUAACAGGGAUCUUUUUAUAACACACUCAGCCCUGGCAUUUGGUGUUUAAAAUUUACGGUCGUUCACUUAUUCGUGGACAUCGUGGUUGCUAUAAACGAACAUUGCAUUUUUGAAUAAACGUAUUUUUUUAUUUUUUCAAAUAGGAAUAUUUAAUAAAUCGUUUGAAAUAAUUUUCUAAGACUAUGAGUUACUUUGUUAUCAACGAUCGAGGUAAAAAUCAGUACGAGGUACUCGGUGAAAUUCGUACUCAGUCAAUAUUACGCCCCAUUUUUAGUUUCAUUGUAGUAGGUGUUUGUAUGACAUUUUUAAUACUGUCAGCAUGGAACUUUAACAACACAAUAUAUGAAACGAACAAUAUUCAUGUAUUUUAUUUAAAUUUAAAACGCUCACCUUUACAUAUAGUAUCAAACAAGUUUUUGUCCUUUGGCCUGGAUACAUCUUUGCUUCGCAAUAUAGAGAACCUACCAAUUGCGAAUGAAAAAUUUAUUAACUUGGCAAAGCAUCUUGCACCUGCUUAUGUUCGAAUAGGUGGUACAUCAUCAGAUUGUCUAUAUUUCAAUAAGACAAUGGAAAUAAUUCAUGAAAAAAUAAUCAGUCCCAUAGAUGACCAAGAUAUAAGUAACUUUACCAUAGCUGACAUAGAUUUUGAAAAUUUAUAUAACUUUGCGAUAAAAUCAAAAUUGCGCAUGAUUUUCGAUUUAAAUGUAUUAAUCAGAUCUGAAAAUAAUUCCUGGGACGCUACUAAUGCCAAAAAUAUUAUUCUAUUCGCCAAAGAUAAAUAUAUGAAAUUAGAUUGGCAAUUAGGAAAUGAACCAAAUUCUUUUCGUCAUGUAUUUAAUAGAACAGUAAAUGCUACACAACUUGCAAACGAUUAUUAUCGAUUAAGAGAAUUAUUAAAUGAAUUAGGAUAUAAUGAAAGUAUUCUUGUUGGUCCAGAAGUAAAUCAUGUAGGGGAUAGUCAUAGUACAGGAGAAUAUUAUGCAAAAAUAUUUUUAAAAAAUGAUAAAGACAAUGUGAAUUACGUUACUUGGCAUCAGUAUUAUCUUAACGGAAGGGAAGCUCGAGUAGAUGAUUUUAUAAAUAUUUCCACCUUUAAUUAUCUAUCGAAGGAAAUUAAAUCUAUGAAAGAUGCGAUCAACUUAUCGGGAAAACAUAUUCCUAUGUGGUUAUCAGAAACAAGUACAGCUUACGGUGGAGGUGCUCCAGAAUUGUCAGAUAGAUUUGUGGCUGGAUUUUUAUGGCUUGAUAAAUUAGGGUACAGCGCUAGCGCAGGUUUAAAUGUUGUUACUAGACAGUCGUUCUUUGGUGAAAAUUAUGCUAUGGUGGGACCUGAUCUUAUACCUAAUCCAGAUUGGUGGGUUAGCGUAGUUUAUAAGCACUUUGUGUCGGAGAAGGUUCUAAAAUUAACAUCUGCAAACAAUUUUGACCGUGUUCGACUUUAUGCACAUUGCACUCCUAAGAAAGCAUUAAUUAACAGAGUUUCAGCAAUUACAAUAUAUGGCGUGAAUAUAGGUGAAGUUUCUGUUUCUGUGACUAUUCAAGGGAUUCUUCCUGUGCUUCGUAGAAAUGCUAAAAUCUUUUUAUAUGCACUUACUUCUGAUAAUCUUCGAUCAAGAGUUAUAAAGAUGAAUGGAAAAGUAUUAAAAUUGCAACCAAAUGAAAAUUUACCAACAUUUUGGCCUAUAAUAUUAGAACCCACGCAAGCAAUUCCAUUACCACCCUAUUCAAUGAUAUUCAUUGUAAUACACGGUGCAGAGGUACCAGCAUGUAAAGCAUAGGUAUUAUUUAAUGAAUUAACGCAAUUAUACCAACCGU